This is a messenger RNA of Fukomys damarensis (Damara mole-rat), 2796 nucleotides long. It is a transcript of the gene Nck2, whose product is annotated as NCK adaptor protein 2. The record is from RefSeq and is a predicted model, not a curated record. Bases 806 to 1939 code for a protein of 377 amino acids. NCBI's taxonomy places the organism in Eukaryota, Metazoa, Chordata, Mammalia, Rodentia, Bathyergidae. Gene Ontology annotation, biological process: negative regulation of endoplasmic reticulum stress-induced eIF2 alpha phosphorylation; positive regulation of endoplasmic reticulum stress-induced intrinsic apoptotic signaling pathway; negative regulation of PERK-mediated unfolded protein response. Gene Ontology annotation, molecular function: protein binding. The transcript is spliced from 7 exons.
GCGGUGCACGCAGGGCGAGUCCACCGCCUGGUGGAUCUGGAGGAAUCGGAUGUGACUUUUCAGGCAGAGCCGGUAACUCCCCGGUGAGCGCGGCUCACUUGGCAUUGUGUGGAGGGGCUCUGUUUGCAAAAGCCCUCAUUUGUGAGCAGCGAGGACCGGCCCGGAAGGUCUGCCGGGAUGCCGGCUAAUGGACACAGGGUACCUGAGUUCCACUAGUAUUGUCAACAGCCUCGGGGACAAAGCCAGACCGCGAGUGGAGUUGGCUUCCACCACUUCAGACCGUCGGGGCUGCUUCCAGAGCCGUUUGUUCAUCCCCUGUCAUAAGACACAUUGGGCUCGUUGCAUCUCCUGGGCUCUGUGGCCGCUGUGGGACAGUAUCUGAUCUCCCACACAGAUGACAGAAUGGGACACCUGUGUACACAGCAGUUGCACUGUGCCAGAUGAGACAAGGCUGCCAGCAGAAGGCUCUAUGCAAAUGCCACACCAUCAUGCUGGGGAAUGGGCCUCUGGAGUUUGGAACCUGUCCUUCAGGAUACCAGGGGAUGACUGCACACUGGUGGCCACCCUGUGUCCCUUCCCCAUAUCUGUCCUGCUGAGGAUGCCGGGCUGUGACGCAGCCCUGUCUGAUCACACAUGACACUGCAGACCAUGGUUCUCCCUGAGAUCUGAGCUGGAUUUGUGAGUUUGGAGAAUCCCUGCAACUCUGUAACUUCAGCGGCAUCGGCUGAAAAGGUCACCAUUCAAGAAUUCCACACUUUGCUGUUCGCCUCUUGUAACUGUGUGCCAAAGAAGGACUCCAUGAAAGAUGACAGAGGAAGUCAUCGUCAUAGCCAAGUGGGACUACACUGCCCAGCAGGACCAGGAACUUGACAUCAAGAAGAACGAGCGCCUGUGGCUGCUGGAUGACUCCAAGACGUGGUGGCGGGUGCGGAACGCUGCCAACAGGACGGGCUACGUGCCGUCCAACUACGUGGAGCGCAAGAACAGCCUGAAGAAGGGCUCGCUGGUGAAGAACCUCAAGGACACUCUGGGCCUCGGCAGGACUCGAAGGAAGCCCAGUGCACGGGACACGUCCCCGACACCCAGCACGGAUGCCGAGUUCCCAGCCAAUGGUGCGGCCGACCGUAUCUACGACCUCAGCAUCCCAGCCUUCGUCAAGUUCGCCUAUGUGGCCGAGCGUGAGGACGAGCUGUCCCUGGUGAAGGGCUCUCGUGUCACCGUCAUGGAGAAGUGCAGUGACGGCUGGUGGCGGGGCAGCUUCAACGGGCAGGUGGGCUGGUUCCCAUCCAAUUAUGUCCUGGAGGAAGUGGACACGGCAGCCGCAGAAGCCCCCGGGAUGCCCGGGCCGCGCAGGGCCCCUGGCUUGAGCCUUACUCGGGGCACGCUGCACGUGGUGCAGACCCUGUACCCCUUCAGCUCGGCCACCGAGGAGGAGCUGAACUUUGACAAGGGCGAGACCAUGGAAGUCAUUGAGAAGCCCGAGAACGACCCCGAGUGGUGGAAGUGCAAAAAUGCGCGGGGCCAGGUGGGCCUGGUCCCCAAGAACUACGUGAUGGUGCUGAGCGACGGGCCAGCCCCGCACCCUGCGCCCACCUCACACCCCGGCUUCUCGGGGCCCUCGGCCAGCGGGCACUUUGCGGGCCGUGAGUGGUACUACGGCAGCGUGACACGCCACCAGGCCGAGUGCGCACUCAACGAGCGGGGCGUGGAAGGUGACUUCCUCGUCAGGGACAGCGAGUCUUCGCCCAGCGACUUCUCCGUGUCUCUCAAAGCAUCAGGGAAGAACAAGCACUUCAAGGUGCAGCUGGUGGACAAUGUCUACUGCAUCGGGCAGCGGCGCUUCCAUAGCAUGGAUGAGCUGGUGGAGCACUACAAGAAGGCACCCAUCUUCACCAGCGAGCAUGGCGAGAAGCUCUACCUCGUCCGGGCUCUGCAGUGACAGCGGUGGCUGCGCCCCCAGCUCCAGGCCCUCCCAGCCACUUCGCCCGCUGCCCAGCCAGCAGCGCAGUCUGUCUUUCUGUCCGGCUUGGGUAGUCUCUCGCCCACCACCCCAGGCCUCCCAGCCCCCAUUGGGAGCUGCACCAGGGUGUCCUGGUGCUGGGGCUCACUGUCCCCGCCACGGCAUCGGGCAGCAGUGAACCAGUGAGCUGAGCUGCACAGGCUUAGUCGGUGCUGUCCCGAGCUGCGGCCUCCCCUGCCACCGGGCAGCCGACGCCAGGCCCGGUGUCCACAGACGCUCCCGGGCUCCCGGCUGUGCAGGGGGACCCGGGGUGAUAGCAAUACUGGAACCCGGUGAGGCGGCCUGGGGAAGCUGCCAGUGCCUUUGAGGCUGCGCGUGCAAUAAGAGUUUUUCCUGAGAGUCAGUCUGUGCGCGCGGAAACCCAUGACACGGAAAGACAUGUUGGCGAUUGACCCUAGUCGUGCCAUCACAGUGCUUUCUCCUCUUGCCCUUUGGCUUGUUUGAAUUUCACAAUUAUGUAUUUAAUUCUCAAAGUAAUAUGUAUCUGUAGCUGUUUGUGGACACUAAUAGCAGAUGAUUAAGGAAAAGAGCUGAUCUUUGGGAAGGGAAGCUAUCCAUACUUUAUACACACACUAUACAUAUAUAUAUAUAAUAUGUGCAUAUUAUAUAUAUAUUAUUUGCUUUACAGGGAAAUUUUUUCAGGGUUUACAAGAGAAUAUGUGAUCAGUAGAAAGAGACACACAGAAUGUUUAUUAAGAAAUUGAAUUUUCUUUUUUCUUUACAUUUGAACUUCUUUAUAGUUGAAAUAUACAGUCCUGAGGUGGCACACUCCUACG